AUGGAUAAAAAUACAUUUUUUCUUUUACCAAAGUUAUCCCAAAACAUGCUGGAAAUUUUGGAAGAUGAUGAAUAUUAUGAUAUAACUAUUGAAGUUGAUUUCAGCAAAUUUAUAUUUUCUACCUCUAGAUACAUUUAUAGCGGAAGACUUUCUUUGGAAGGGUUUGAUGCUUCGGAAAUUGUUAAAACCUUGGUUAUCGCUAAUGAAUUAGGUCUUCAAGAAUUAAUCACCUAUUUACAAUCUAUUUUGAUUGAUAACAAUGAAAAAUGGUCGGAUGAAGGUUUACAUCUGCAUGCUACAUAUAAUCGGAUGCAUUAUGGUCCUGGAUUUGGUUAUUCAGAUCUUUACAUAAGUUCUUUAUAUGGUGCUAAUAGAUGUGUCAUGUCUGAUUAUGAGAAGCCUAUCAGAGAAACUAAUGUUAGCUUUAAUGUAGAGAUUUGUGAAAUAUUUUUACUCACAAAAAAUUGA
Molecule: messenger RNA, 468 nt
Organism: Funneliformis caledonium
Lineage: Eukaryota; Fungi; Glomeromycota; Glomeromycetes; Glomerales; Glomeraceae
Source: the annotation of a GenBank genome assembly